Gryllus bimaculatus (two-spotted cricket) is the source of this 258-nucleotide messenger RNA. The record is from the annotation of a GenBank genome assembly. Lineage: Eukaryota; Metazoa; Arthropoda; Insecta; Orthoptera; Gryllidae.
GGAGAUUUAAACGCUCUGGAACGAAUUGCGUAUGAAUUUUGUGAGGACAAAGUGCGAGAAGGAGUUCUCUACGUUGAAGUGCGCUAUUCUCCCCGUAUGCUGUUGGGAAAGAAAUUACCGGUUCCACGAGCUCGAGCCAUUCAAGAUCUCGCCGAGGUGGUGAUGGCCAUAAAUCGAGGCUUCAGAGUGGGCGAGCGCGAAUUUGGCAUCGUCGUUCGAACGAUCCUCACUCUAGUCGCUGGAAAGAAUGGCUGCAGC